AUGAUCCCACACAAGACCGCCCGCGGCGCUGCUGCCAUGGAGAGACUGAAGGUCUUUGAGGGCAUCCCAGAGCCCUAUGACAAGAAGAAGCGUGUCGUCGUUCCCCAAGCUCUCCGUGUCCUCCGCCUCAAGCCCGGCCGCAAAUACUGCACAGUCGGCCGACUAAGCCAUGAGGUUGGCUGGAAGUACCAGGACGUCGUCGCCAGAUUGGAAGAGAGGAGAAAAGUCAAGGGCGCUGCAUACUACGAGCGCAAGAAGGCCGCCCGGAGACAACUUCUCCAGGCCCAGAGAACCGCCAGUGUGGACAACAAGACCAAGGAGCAGUUGGCUCAGUACGGCUACUAG
Trichophyton benhamiae CBS 112371 is the source of this 345-nucleotide messenger RNA. RefSeq lists its product as uncharacterized. Gene Ontology annotation, biological process: negative regulation of translation; translation. The transcript has 2 exons. Gene Ontology annotation, cellular component: ribosome; cytosolic large ribosomal subunit. Gene Ontology annotation, molecular function: structural constituent of ribosome; mRNA binding. Lineage: Eukaryota; Fungi; Ascomycota; Eurotiomycetes; Onygenales; Arthrodermataceae. The coding region runs from base 1 to 345 and encodes 114 amino acids. The record is from RefSeq and is a predicted model, not a curated record.